Gaeumannomyces tritici R3-111a-1 is the source of this 1006-nucleotide messenger RNA. RefSeq lists its product as hypothetical. The transcript is spliced from 4 exons. Bases 17 to 844 code for a protein of 275 amino acids. Lineage: Eukaryota; Fungi; Ascomycota; Sordariomycetes; Magnaporthales; Magnaporthaceae. The record is from RefSeq and is a predicted model, not a curated record.
AGGGCAGUGUGAUUGAAUGCAGCCGAAGCCGAUACUAGAGGGUUACAGCAGACAGCGCGCCCACAGAGCAACGGAGGGUUCUUCCUUUUCGGACGCACGAUUGGAGGGGCUGGGAUUGUCGAACCAGGUGGGCGGUUGGGAAGGGACGGGUGGGAGGGGGGAAAGGUGCGAGCGACGGAGGAGGCAGUGGCUCAAGCUGCCACUGCCGCUGCUACGGGACCAGCCAGGCCCGACGCGCAGCAGACAGCGACGCAACGCAACGCAACGCAACGCGACGCACGGCAACGGGGCAGUUGAGGAGACGGGUGGGCGACGUGGUGAGGGCAGGUCGGGCUGGGCUGGGCUGGGCUGGAGACAGGAGUGGAGGGUUGCAGGGGUCCAGCAACCACGCCGGCGCAAGAUUCAAGCCAAGCAGACACGCACAGCAUGCGCACAUGGCAAAGACCUGGGUAGCCCGCUUUCCUGCGCUGCUCCCCCUCUUGCAGCCGGGCUGCGGGGUCAGAUGGGCAGCCAGGCAGGCAUACGCGCAUGUGUCACCCAACACGCCUGGGCACCCGGUACCGCCCAGCCCGACAGCCCGCCGCGCCGGUACCUGGAAAAGCAAGCAGCGUACCUGCACCCUCGCGGCUCCGGCCUAUUGUCUGGCCAGGAGACUUCUGCCCGAGGGACUGCAGGGUGGAUGCGAUGCGCGCUGGACGGGUCGAGGCUGGGCGAGAUUGGCUCGAGGGCGGCCAGGCCAGGCCAGGCCAGGCCAGGGGAGGCACCGUGUUCCCAGGAGGUACCUGAUAUUCCGUGCAGCGGGCGCGACGAUGGUGCAGACUCGGGAACAGACGUGGGCAAAUAGAAUUGCAGAAGGCGGUUGCGAAGCAGGCAUUGGAGGGGUAGCUUCGCUAGAGCUAAUCAGGGCGGCCAAGGGGCAGGUGGGUGGACGGGAAGGGGAGGCAUGGCAGGCAACGGAGGGUAGAAGGUCGAGCCAGACUUACGGGCAUGCACGCCGUCUCGUUGU